UCUUCCCUCUCGUCAAUCCUUCUUCACACUUUCCUCUUCUCCCUCGAUAUGCGAUGUCGCAGAUCGCUUUAUAGAUAAUCCACCGAGAAGAUGGGAACGUUUUUCUCGCUUAUUACAUCACCGCUUCACGCUCGAAGGAUUCGCUCGUGCCAUCAUUCAGUCGCGCGAACUCGAAGCCGCAGGGAUCUCCGCGGGAUGUCGUCCUUCGUGGGGAGAUGGUGCAACCUUUUGUGCUUAUUAUGUUAUCUGGUCGCGCAGCGCGCCAUCGCGGACGAUAACAGACCGUACGAGUUCUCCUUCAACAUCGUCGAUUUUCAGCACAGAUUCGAGAAAAAAGAUGCUGAGGGACUUAUUAACGGCGAAUACGGUUUCAUUACGGCCGAUGGUGUUUAUCACGAGACUGGAUAUGCCACCGACAAAAAUGGCGAUUAUAUUAUCACUAAACAGAGAAAUCGAAAAAUAACGAGUUUGAAAGAUGCGCAAGAGAUAUUCAAAGAUAGACCGGAAGCAGCGAAGAAAUUAGUGGAAGCCGUGAUAAAGGCUUGCAGCGGUUGUAAAAUCCCGCAAGGUGAUCUGCCGAAACCUACGAAGACCGUUACGGAAUUACCGCAGAAAAAGAUGGAUCCGAUAUUGAAGCAGAUGAUGAAAAUAUUGUCGGAAAAACAUGAAGAGAAAAAUAAGAUUAAAAAUGAAAACAACAAGAACCAACCCGGAAACGUUGUGAAAAGCAUGGUGCGGUCCGCAAAAAAACUAUUGUCCGAAGAAGAUAAUCCGAAUAAGGUGAGCGAUCAAGUGCUGGAGAACAUGGCGAACGAUCUGUAUUAUCAGUUCAAUUACACGAUAACGUCGCACGGCCAUCACGAGGACGGAUAUCGCAACGGAAGGAAGGACGGCAGUUAUCGGUCGCUGAGCGAAAACGGUGUCGAAACGCAAGUGAGAUAUCUGUCAAAUGAGUUCGGACAUCAACCCAACAUCACGUUCGUUUCGCAAGCGAACGCGGCCGACGAGAAGCACGGUCUCAAAGGAUAUUUGUUUCGCUGGUAUUGGCCGUAAACUCGAUUUCAUAAUAUCGAUUUUACUUUAACUGAGAAUUAUUACAAAAUAUAUUAACAUUUAUUUAAAUAGCAUUAAGCCACACAUCU
Messenger RNA from Linepithema humile (Argentine ant), 1142 nucleotides. It is a transcript of the gene l(3)mbn, whose product is annotated as lethal (3) malignant blood neoplasm. Gene Ontology annotation, cellular component: chitin-based extracellular matrix. NCBI's taxonomy places the organism in Eukaryota, Metazoa, Arthropoda, Insecta, Hymenoptera, Formicidae. The record is from RefSeq and is a predicted model, not a curated record. Gene Ontology annotation, molecular function: structural constituent of chitin-based larval cuticle.